CAGAAUAAAUUGUUGAUUUGCUUCUACUAAUAUUAAGUAAGCUAUGGGUGGCCAGCAGCUGCUGUGGAAGCAAAUUGCCAGACAUCUAUCAUCUCAUGAAAGCAAAAUGACGAAAUUGGCAUCAUCUGCUCCUGUUUUAUUGCGGCGACGUGAACGAAAUCGUGAUGAAAAAGAUGACUCGAAAUAUCGUCAAAAUUUUACUUUUAUGGCAAUUGGAAUAGCGAGUGCUGCAGCAGCUGCGCCUUUCGCGUUAUCCGACAGUCGAAAGACUACAAAACACGAAGAAAUCAUCAACCAUACAGCGGGAAAACGCGUGAAAAAUUUGCCGACGUACCGUCUAGAAGACGUGAAAGCUCACAAAACUGUUGAAAAGGGAGUGUGGAUGAUUUUUGGCGAGGGCGUUUAUGACGUAACUGAGUUUGUGGAAAAUCACCCGGGUGGGAAGACUGUCAUGUUGGCGGCGGGUGGGGACGUGGGGCCCUAUUGGAACACGUACUCUCAGCACCACACGGAGCAAGUGUAUGAUAUGCUGGAAGAGUAUCGAAUUGGCAAUUUGCACCCGGAAGAUGUGAAAAAACUGAACGAUACGUCUCGGUCGGUAAGAGAUGCAUACUCAAACGACCCUAAAAGACAUCCGGCUUUGCUGGUCCGACAACAAAAACCCUUCAAUGCAGAGACACCUCCACUCAUAGCAGUCCAAAAUCAAAUCACGCCUCAGCCUUUCUUCUUUGUGAGGAAUCACAUGCCGGUGCCAGAUAUAAAGGCAGAAGAUUACAGACUGCAUAUUGGGGUUGACAGGAAAACAUCAAACCAAGAUAAAGAUGACUCUGAGUCUUUUUUGAGGAGUUUGACCUUGGAUGACCUCAAAGAGAAGUUCAAGCCCAAAACAGUGGAAGCGACUAUUCAAUGCAGUGGAAACAGACGGGAUGAUUUCAAUAAGCUCAAAGAAGUGAAGGGAUUGAAGUGGAGUUUGACUGCGAUCUCAAAUGGUACCUGGACUGGAGUCCUGUUGAGAGAUGUCCUUUUAAGUUUGGGUCUGUCCGAGGAGGAGAUGCGCCUUAAAUACAGUCACGUGCACUUCGAGGGGUAUGACUCAUCGGAUGAUGGAACUGCAUACGAGGCCAGCAUACCACUCCACAAAGCCCUCAGUCCUGAAGCUGACGUGCUACUUGCUUGGGCUUUAAAUGACGAGACCCUUUCCCGAGACCAUGGCUACCCUAUCAGAGUAGUUGUUCCAGGUGUUGUGGGCGCCAGGUGUGUGAAGUGGCUGAAGAAGAUCACUGUUUCGGACGAAGAGUCUAGGAGUCAUUGGCAGCAGAAGGACUACAGAAUGUUCCACUCCUCCAUCAACUGGUCCAAUGUUGACUGGUCCAAGUCACCCUCUGUCCAGGAAUGUCCAGUUCAGUGUGCCAUUUGCAUCCCAUCUUCUGACUCCUCCAUCAAAUUGGACUCCGAUUUCGAGUUCAAGGGCUACGCCUACAGUGGAGGGGGCAAAGGGAUAGUACGUGUGGACAUCUCACUUGACGGGGGAGACACUUGGCACCAAACUGACCUUGAAGACACGGACCAGAAAGCGCCAAAUGAGUACGGAUGGAGGUUGUGGUCAUUCAAUGCUAGUCCAGAGAUGCUAAAAAAGAGUUUAAGAGGAAAAAGUAGUGAACUGGAACUAGUUGUGAAGGCUACGGACUCAUCGCAUAAUGUAAUGCCUAAAGAUGCACAAGAUGUUUGGAACAUCAGAGGUAUAAUGAACAACUCGUGGCACAGAAUCAAAAUAAAAGUUCAGAAUUAAUUGGUAGUUUAACUGCUAAAACUAUUUAUUUAGACUUCUCAAACGACAUUCUAUCAUAUCUACUGCGAAAGAGUUUUUUAUGGGAGCCAUUGAUUUAUUGGUUUGCUCAGAGGUUUUGUUCUAAUUUAUCGUUCGACAGUAGUGACGAAUUGAAACAAUUUUUGUGUAUAAUGGUGUCCUUCAAACAUGCUUUCUGAUUCAUUCGUCUAUCAUAGUUAUCACAUAUUUGUAACUUUUGACGUAUUUUCCAAAAAUAUUGAAAUCAGAUUAUAUUUUCUUACCACAGUAUAUGGAGCUUUUAAACAAACACUAUUCGGAAAUAGCGAUGU
Molecule: messenger RNA, 2118 nt
Organism: Symsagittifera roscoffensis
Lineage: Eukaryota; Metazoa; Xenacoelomorpha; Acoela; Convolutidae
Product: sulfite oxidase-like
Exons: 6
Coding region: 44-1789 (581 amino acids)
Biological process (GO): sulfur compound metabolic process
Cellular component (GO): mitochondrion
Molecular function (GO): heme binding; sulfite oxidase activity; molybdenum ion binding
Source: RefSeq, a predicted model, not a curated record